AUUUUGAAAUCGGGGUACCCGGAUGUGAGGCAGAUGUUAGCUUUGUUCGGCGGCGCUAACGCUUUAAGCGCAGGACGUGUUCCAGUCAUUCAGCGCGGUUUAUUAAUAAUACAAGACUAAAUACAUCCAGAUCAGAGAUGUUUUACCAUAUUUCUCUGGAACAUGAAAUCCUUCUUCAUCCUCGAUACUUCGGUCCAAACCUCUUGAACACAGUCAAACAGAAGCUCUUCACAGAGGUGGAAGGCACAUGUACAGGAAAGUAUGGGUUUGUCAUCGCAGUGACCACAAUUGAUAACAUAGGGGCAGGUGUUAUACAGCCAGGACGAGGGUUUGUGCUGUACCCUGUCAAAUACAAGGCCAUCGUAUUCCGGCCCUUCAAAGGGGAAGUGGUGGAUGCUGUUGUCACUCAGGUUAACAAGGUUGGAUUGUUUACAGAAAUCGGGCCAAUGUCUUGUUUUAUUUCACGCCAUUCUAUACCCUCAGAAAUGGAAUUUGACCCAAACUCUAAUCCCCCCUGCUACAAGACAGUGGAUGAGGAUAUUGUUAUCCAACAAGAUGAUGAAAUCCGAUUGAAGAUUGUGGGUACUCGAGUGGACAAGAACGAUAUUUUUGCCAUUGGCUCCCUCAUGGAUGAUUACCUGGGUCUUGUGAGCUGAAUGAUCUCUGAAAUAAUCCAGAGGACUUUUACAUUCUCGGACAUUUUUUUGUACAUAGUUCAAUAUACAGUGUAGAAUCUAGAAUACAAAUGUUCCUGUGAUUUAUUUUUUCCCCACAGUAGUCUAUGCUAAAUUGUACUUUUUUGUUUAUUAAUUUGCUCAUGAGAGUUAUAAGAGUAUUCCUUCCCUGUGUAUUUGCUUUGGCCAUAUUUUACACAAUUGGUAUCUCCAAUGUUACACAGAAAUGAAUGUUCAAUUUAUGUGCGUUUUUUAAUCAUUGGUAGUGUCUAUAUAAUGUCACACAAAAAAAAAAUCUGAUCAAACCAGAUUAAGAACUUUGUGUCCCAGCCAAAGACAUUAAACCAGUUUGAUCCAGCCAGCUUUACUCAGAAUUACCAGGGAAAACUGUAUAUAUUUUUUUUUUAUAAAAAGAAAAUCUCAAGAAAAA
Astyanax mexicanus (Mexican tetra) is the source of this 1104-nucleotide messenger RNA. RefSeq names its product RNA polymerase II subunit G (gene polr2g). Lineage: Eukaryota; Metazoa; Chordata; Actinopteri; Characiformes; Acestrorhamphidae. The record is from RefSeq and is a predicted model, not a curated record. Bases 138 to 656 code for a protein of 172 amino acids. The transcript is spliced from 8 exons. Gene Ontology annotation, cellular component: RNA polymerase II, core complex; P-body. Gene Ontology annotation, biological process: transcription initiation at RNA polymerase II promoter; positive regulation of nuclear-transcribed mRNA poly(A) tail shortening; positive regulation of translational initiation. Gene Ontology annotation, molecular function: single-stranded DNA binding; translation initiation factor binding; single-stranded RNA binding.